GUGUGUAAACACGGAAGUCGUUGUACCGGAAUCGCGUUGGCUUCACUGUCAGCGUCGGCGCUUUGUCAAACUCGUGCCGCUGUGUCACUGUAUCACUGUCUGAAGCCAUGAUGCGCUUAACAACGCUGUUUAUCGUUGUCCUCUGCUUCUAUCAAGUUUGCUCCAAAGCACUGCCACGUAGCGCUCCAGGAGAAACUCCCACAGAUGAGGUUACACAGGGCAAAAUAGAUGAACCAAAAGGUAAUGACGUGAAAACAUCAGAGGAUAAGGAUCCAGCAAAAACCCCAAAGGAAGAACAGAAUAACACACCUGAAGAUGAGAAAGUGGAUAUUAAGGAAAACGAACCUGAAAAUCCUGAAGAUGACAAAAAAGAUGGAAACAAUCAAACCCCUCCUGAUCCUAAUGAAGCAGAAAAUAUAAUCACUGAGGGAAGUGAAAGAAAAGGUGAAGACAAGCCACCUACACCUGCCCCAAAUAAAAUAGACGAUCACCAAAGCCACAAUGAAGCUGGUGAAGGUAAUGAAGAAGCACCAAAAGAAGAUGGUGAUGCUAAAGAGAAGGCGACCACAGCUGGACAAAAUAAAGAUGAUGAACCAAAAGACUCUAAACCUGUUGAAGAUGGUGGAGAAAAACCAAAAGAGGAUGGAACAGGUCAAGAGGAGCAUAAAGACGUUGGAGGUGAACUGAGUGGUGAAAAAGGUGACAAGAAGCCGACCAUAGCUGACCAAAAUGAAGAGGCUGAAGAAAAUAACAACCCUGAACCUGAAGAUGGUGGAGAUGAAACCGAUGGCAAGAAUGAAGAGAAGACACCUGGACCUGAGAUCCCUACAGACGAAGAUCAACAAAAUGGUGAUUCGGCAAAUGACCUGGAAGAAGGUGAAGGUACUUUUGAUGAACCUUCAAAUGAACAGGGUACAUUUAACAGCAAAACAGAAAAGAAGGACGGUAACAUGAAAAGUUUUCAACCAGAGGAGAAUGCAGAAAACAGCCACUUCUUUGCCUAUCUGGUCUGUGCUGUUAUACUGGUGGCUGUGCUGUAUGUCGCCAGCCACAACAAGCGCAAGAUCAUUGCCUUCGUUGUUGAGGGCCGAAGAUCAAGAGGCUCACGGAGACCCAAGACAUCAGAUUACCACAAACUCGACCAAAAUUGAGAAGACCCAGUCAGAUGAGUCAGCGGUGGAUGAAUCGAAAUAUUUGAACUGUGAUUUUGAAACUUGAAUUAUCCAUAAUGAGGCAUAUAUCACCACUCAUAAACAUUGCACAGCAACUGUCACUAACUCAUCCAAAAUCUUAUUAAUUCUCAUCCAUCCAUAGCAUGUCAGGUAUGUUGAAAACAAUGUCUCUUGUAGUUCCAAAACUUGUGGGAUGAACUUCAGUCAGGUUUAGAGUGUUACGAACACACCGGUACAUAUUGUAGAUGUUGGUUCUAUUUAAUUUCCGAGCCGUUUUUGGUAGAGUUACGUACGUGGUUGUCUUUGUUUUUCUUUUUCUCAAUUUAUUGCUGGGCGAAAUGUGUAAUACAGAAGGAACCGAUAUGUAUAUUUUUGAAAGUAUAUGUUGGCUGCUUUUUCAUGAAGAUGAAUGAUGUUUUAUGGGAGAUUGGGAAUGAUUGAGUUUUGAAAUGUUCUGAGGGCUGCUGUAUCACUUGUUGAAGCUGAUUGCACACAUUUAUGGGACAGGUGAAUUCUUUCUACAGGUGUGGAUUAGAAAAGGAGUGGCGAGCUUUUGUAAUUAUGUGAAAGAUAUUCAGAACACCAUGAAAGCAUCUUAACUGCUCGGUGAAUGCUAAAUUAGCUUUGAAGGGCUCAACAAAAAGGAUUUGAUUUGCUGGCCCAGUCAGACCUGUAGUUCAGAUUCAUACUUGCCCUUUUCACCGGCCCAACAAAAAAAAUAAUUUAGUGCGUCAGAAAGAAAUGUUUUUAUGUUUUUUUUAAAUUUUAUUAAAUGUAAUUUUUCUUUAACAAAAAAAUAUUAUAAUUUAUUAGGGUUUAAAAUUGGAAAUUAAUUGCAAAUUUAAUUGCACACAGUGUGCACGCUAUCUAUGCUGCGAGGUGUUUGAGUCUGUUUGUAUUGUAUUUGAAUUUAUCAGUCAGUGGUUCGGUUGUGGUUUUCUAAAUGGACUGCGUUUGGACACUUUGAGGAAAAAAAAACACUUCAGCCCUGUUUCUGACAAGUUGCACUUUUCAUUCUUCUUAAAUCUUUGACUCAAGUGACUUUAAUGUUGAAAGAAGCCAUCCAGUUCUGCAGGCAGUCCACUGUUUAGUUGAUGAAGAAACCACCGUUGUUGUUUGCAGCAGUCAAUGGUGCAUUUGAAAGAAGAUUGUUUUUGGUGUACAGUAGGAUUAUAAUUACCCACGCUGGAUUUAUGAAGCAAGAUUUCUGUGCCAAAUCUAGAUAAUUCCCAGGAGUGAGAAACAAACGGAUAUAUAUUCAUACUCCCCUUGAUCCUAAAAGUGGGAAAUAUUGUGGAUGUUUUAUUUGGUGCGAUUUAAAACAUUAUCACACUCCUGGUGUGCCUACUGUGAUUCCCGCUCUAUUCUCUGUUAAGCCUGUGAUUGAUGAUUUGACAUUUAAUCAGUGGCUUUGCACAUCCAUUUUCUUGAAAUUCUGGACCUAUUUUGAAUUAUUACGUGGGUAAAAAUAUAUGAAUGGGAUUUAAUUUGCCUAUUUACUGUGGUCAAUCUUUUAUCACUAUUGAAACUUUUUCACAAGUGAUAUUCUUUCUACGCUGAAAAGAAAUGGAAUAAAGGUUUGAUUUUUCCUCUGA
This is a messenger RNA of Onychostoma macrolepis, 2767 nucleotides long. RefSeq names its product trans-golgi network protein 2 (gene tgoln2). The coding region runs from base 108 to 1151 and encodes 347 amino acids. Lineage: Eukaryota; Metazoa; Chordata; Actinopteri; Cypriniformes; Cyprinidae. The record is from RefSeq and is a predicted model, not a curated record. The transcript is spliced from 4 exons.